AUGACGACGGGCUCGACGAUUCCGUCGAAGCGAAAAACUCUAGGCCUUAUCACAGCCAACCUCUUGCCGUUGCCCGGGGAAAAGACGGACCUGGGCUCGACGGACAACAGCCCCGUGUUGGCGGACACUUCGGAGACGCAAAACUACCUGGUGUGCAUUGCUCGUCGGAUCCCGCCGGCCGAGAAGAACCAGGGCCCCAUGGUGGAGCAGUUCACGACGAAGCUGGACCUGCGCUGGAAAAUCGUCAAUGUGGACACGUCCGGAGUGUCUUCGUCGUAUUCCCAACACCUCAACAAGGAAAUGGUUGGACGCGUGUUUCAAGAGCUGUGUCAUCAGGGAGACACUCACAAGAUGGCCGCGUUUGUGAAGGAGGUCAUGACCCAGGGGGUCGCCACGUCUGUGAUCUAC
Notodromas monacha is the source of this 408-nucleotide messenger RNA. The record is from the annotation of a GenBank genome assembly. Lineage: Eukaryota; Metazoa; Arthropoda; Ostracoda; Podocopida; Cyprididae.